Molecule: messenger RNA, 3258 nt
Organism: Trichoplusia ni (cabbage looper)
Lineage: Eukaryota; Metazoa; Arthropoda; Insecta; Lepidoptera; Noctuidae
Product: probable 4-methylmuconolactone transporter
Exons: 11
Coding region: 307-1851 (514 amino acids)
Biological process (GO): transmembrane transport
Cellular component (GO): membrane
Molecular function (GO): transmembrane transporter activity
Source: RefSeq, a predicted model, not a curated record
AUGCGAAGGCGGGCGGGGCUUUCAGUAGCUUUCAAGGUUGGUAAGGAAACCAGCUAGAUUAGUAGCCGACGCGCACCUUACCACGGCGCACGCGCAAAUGUUACCGCUACAACCUAUUUUGUAUACAUAGAGGUUGUAUAGGAACAUCUUAAUAAAAAAUAAAUUAGGCAAUCGAGUUCGAAAUUCUAAAUUCGAAGCGUUUGAGAAAACAAAUUCCGCGCUAUUUUUGGCGGAAUUUGGUAGUGUUGCCAGUUGAAUUUGAGGUGUUAUUUUCGAAGUGUCUUGCAGUUUAUUGAAACAGUCAGAAUGUUCCACGGAGGAAUUUGGACCAAGCUGCAAGGCUUCUACAAGUGGUACGUCUUGGGACUGGUGUCCAUCGGCUACAUCCUAGGAGAACUCGGACAUUAUCUUAUUGGUACAACGUCGAAGGUGACUGCAGAUGAUCUCCACUACGGAGACAAGUCCUGCAUGCUGAACCUCUCGCACGUCUCCCUCAGCCAGCUGCCUGUUGUCUGCGAGAAGGUCAACUCUAGCGAAACAUGCGAAUCUCUAAUGCUGAACGGUACGCGCUACUGCGAGUGGGGCUACAACGGGCUCGGCAUCGACUACCAGGUGCUGGCCGGGCCUGCCUUCAUGGCGGUCUUCACUGUUGUUGGGGUCAUCAUCGGUGUGGUGGCUGACAAAUACAACAGAGCAAGAAUCCUUUCCUUCUGCACAUUAGUCUUCGUGAUCGCCAUCCUCCUCAUGGGCUCCGUCCAGGAGUACUGGCACCUGGUCGUCCUCCGUAUGAUCAUGGCCGCGGGCGAGUCCGGCUGCAACCCCCUGGCUACUGGCAUCCUGACCGACCUGUUCCCUGAGAAACAGAGAGCGUUGGCCUUGUCUAUCUUCAACUGGGGCAUCUAUGGAGGAUAUGGUAUCGCUUUCCCGGUUGGGAGGUAUAUACCUGAAGUCAAUGCUUGGGGAUUGAGCUGGCGAGUAUGUUACUACGGCGCCGGUAUCGUCGGUCUGAUCAUCACUCUCUUCACCUUCCUCACUCUUCGCGAACCUUCCAGGACUACUAUUGGAGAAGAAGGAACGAAAACAAACGACGGUGGCGUGGAGUCCGGUAAGAAGAUGCCUCAAGUGACCAUCUGGCAUGUGAUCGCUCAGCCCAGGAUCAUCCUGCUGUGUCUCGCGGCCUCCAUCAGACAUUGCGGCGGUAUGUGCUUCGCGUACAACGCGGACCUGUACUACCGCGACUACUUCCCCGACGUGGACCUAGGCUGGUGGCUGUUCGCCGUCACCGUCGGCAUCGGCUCCGUGGGUGUGGUGGCCGGAGGAGUUAUCUCUGACAAAUACGUAGAGAAGAUGGGAGUUCGUUCCCGUGUGCUGGUGCUGGCCGUGUCGCAGCUGAUCGCCACGCUGCCCGCCUUCGGCUCUGUCGUGUUCGGCCCGCUGUGGGCUAUGAUCACUCUGGCUAUCUCCUACUUCUUCGCUGAGAUGUGGUUCGGUAUCGUGUUCGCUAUUCUGGUCGAGAUCGUGCCGCUCUCCGUGCGCUCCACAACGGUCGGCGUGUUCCUCUUCGUCAUGAACAACGUUGGCGGCAACCUGCCCAUCCUGGUCGACCCCGUCUCCAAGGCCAUAGGAUACAGAGAGGCCAUCAUGAUCUUCUACGCUGGAUUCUAUGGCAUAAGCAGCAUCAUGUUCUUCCUGACAAUGUUUUUAAUGGACGGGCCUGUAGAGAAACCUACAACAUCAGACGAACCCGAGAACAAACGCAUAGGCCUCGACAACCGAGCAUUCACACAGGACGAACUCCCUUCCAGAAAUGCUGGCAGGAGUCUACCAACCGCGCCCAGUGAAAGAUUGUAGAUUAAAUAAAUGAAGUUAAAUACUUUUUGGACAAUACAGGGCCGCAAUCAGGACGAUCGAGUCUGCAAAUAAAGUACAAAUAGGUGCUGUGCAUGGAUUCGUUUUUAAGUGAGGGUCGCGAUAUUGGAGACAUUAAAAUUUAUGCGUUUCUUCCAAAGCUUAAUAUUAUUUUUAAUUAGGUUACUGUUUUUUUUUUCUGAUUGACGUUUUUCACAGUUCGAAUCAAAGAAUAUACUGAAAAGUAUUGGUUUUACCAUUGAACAGUGUAUUGUACAAGGUCUGGUGGUGAAACCAGUAAUAGAAUUACAUCCGCCUAAAAAAUCACAAAUCGAUUCACUUCCAACGCAGCUGUGGCUGACAAGCGUGGUUUAUCAAAUUGUAGGUUGCUAUGGAAAUCUCAGCUAAACGUAGGAGCCUUCAAUACAAUGCAUGUUCCUUUAGGAGUAAGCAAAACAAAUCAUUCGUCUUUAUGCAGCAUAAAAACGUCUUUGGCGGUCAAUUGCCUGCAUGUCAGACGUAAAGUACGAGUUUUUAUAUUAUGCAUUGUCGUCUGUACCACUAAGAUAUGUCUGAGUAUGUAAGGUAGAAUAAGUUGUUUUAAGUUUACUUAGGUUAAGGGUCUUUAUGUUGAAACACGUUUUAUUUAUUUACUUAUACAAUUAAUGGUCAGCAUCGAAAGUUAAAGAAUUACCCCUAUUCCAAUAUCCUAGAUCCAAUAUAUUGUGUGGGCAUAGUAAAAUUGUAUCAUCCGCUGAACGGUUCAUCAGUUGGCCAUUCAGCCAAGUGAUAGUUUUACAAUACAACGUCAAUAAACGCAUAGGAAUGACAUUUCGUUUCGAUAAAUCUCGUGACUUAGGCCUGGCAUCUUCAAUAUACAUUGAAGAAUUGUAAUUUGGCUAAAAUAGCAGACGUUCAAUAAAAGGUCAAAGCCAUACCUACUAGAUAAUUAUGGAAGCCAGAAAGCGGUACGCUAGCAAUAGAGUUAAUAGCUGGCGCGCUGGUAUUUCGUAUAAAUAUGAUUCAUUUUUUAAUUUUCGAUGCUGUCUGUACAAAGCAAACGUAUCAUAAUGUUAUAAUCCGACGAAAAUUGAUUCGCAUAAUUUUGAGUUCAUUUCAGAUUUAUUUUUAUUAAAUAAAUAGUUUGAUGGCUAGAUUAUUAUGCUUUUAUGAAGAGGCAAAAAGAAUUAACUUACACAUAAUUAAUGAAAUACAAUAAAAUACAAAAGACUAUCAUGUUUUGCUGGCCGUAGUUUUCUUGUUAUGUCUAACGCCUAAUUUUUGGAAGUUGUAUGAUAAUAGGAAGUAGAAAACUUCCUUAUAUGAAAAGCAGUUGUGAUGUGAUAAAGAUCUUUUGUACAUAUUUAUUUCCUAGUUAGGUGAUUAUUGUAAAUAAAAUGUUUAAUGUUU